AUGUCUAACAUUAACGAUAAACUACCAGAAAUUCUUCAAGAGGCAGUUCUUAUGGAAUCUGUGCCUGUUCCAGACCAUUUCGUAAAGGUUGAAGGUAUCGACUACUCUAAGGAGAAUGCUACUGAUAUGCGUGCUAGUGACUUGAUUAACGCCAUGAAAACCAUGGGUUUCCAAGCUAGUUCUGUUGGUCAAGCUUGCGACAUUAUAGACAAUAUGAGAUCAUGGAGAGGUAAGCACAUUGACGAGUUAGAUGACCAUGACAAAAAGGGUUCCUUUGAUGAAAAUGGUGUCCAAAAAACUACAAUCUUUAUGGGUUACACUUCUAAUUUGAUUAGUUCUGGUCUAAGAGAAACUUUGAGAUAUUUAGUUCAACAUAAAAUGGUUGAUGCUAUUGUCACCUCUGCUGGUGGUAUCGAAGAAGAUUUCAUCAAAUGUUUGGCUCCAACAUAUCUAGGUGAAUUUGCUUGGAAAGGUGCUGAUCUACGUAAAGAAGGUAUGAACAGAAUUGGUAAUUUAGUUGUUCCAAAUGAUAACUAUUGUAAAUUCGAAGAAUGGAUCGUUCCAAUCUUAGACAAGAUGCUAGAGGAACAAGAAGAAUAUGUCAAAAAACAUGGUGAUUCUUGUUUAGAUGCGAACCAAGAACUAAACACCCCAAUCUGGACCCCAUCUAAGAUGAUCGAUAGAUUAGGUAAAGAGAUUAACGAUGAACGUUCAGUUCUAUACUGGGCUCACAAGAACAAGAUCCCUGUCUUCUGUCCAUCUAUUACUGAUGGUUCCAUUGGUGAUAUGUUAUUCUUCCACACUUUCAAGGCCUCUCCAAAGCAACUGAGACUUGAUAUUGUUGCUGAUAUCAGAAAGAUCAACUCCAUGUCCAUGGAGGCUUCCAGAGCUGGUAUGUUGAUUUUAGGUGGUGGUCUAAUUAAGCAUCAUAUUGCUAACGCUUGUCUAAUGAGAAAUGGUGCUGACUAUGCUGUCUACAUCAAUACUGGUCAAGAAUUCGAUGGUUCUGACGCUGGUGCUAGACCAGAUGAAGCUGUUUCUUGGGGUAAAAUUAAGGCUGAAGCUAAGUCUGUUAAGGUUUACGCUGAUGUCACCGUCGUUUUCCCAUUGAUCGUUGCUGCUACUUUUGCCAGUGGUAAGGGUAUCAAGUACACCAAGGAAUAA
Molecule: messenger RNA, 1164 nt
Organism: Maudiozyma saulgeensis
Lineage: Eukaryota; Fungi; Ascomycota; Saccharomycetes; Saccharomycetales; Saccharomycetaceae
Source: the annotation of a GenBank genome assembly